This is a messenger RNA of Podospora anserina S mat+, 729 nucleotides long. RefSeq lists its product as uncharacterized. NCBI's taxonomy places the organism in Eukaryota, Fungi, Ascomycota, Sordariomycetes, Sordariales, Podosporaceae. The record is from RefSeq and is a predicted model, not a curated record. The annotation marks the transcript as partial. The transcript has a single exon.
AAUGCUCCCAGCAAUCCUCCCCCCCCCCCCUCCUCGAAUACCCUCACCACCAGUCACCAACUUCAUCACUUCCCUUCCUCCCCCUCCAAGGCCCAAAGAUGGAAAUGGCGCUGUCACAACUGCGGCGCCAAGUACCGUAUUGCCACCACUCGCCGCUGCCUGGCUUGCUCGCAUUACUUCUGCACCACUCUCAUCUCUCCCGUCAUCAAGCCCAACCCCAAUUCUAAGCGCCCGAAGCAGCUUCAAAAGCGACGGGGCAACCGAACCUGUGCCUCCACGUUUGACUAUUCUGGCUGGGCGCGUUACAACUCCUGGCGUCGCCUGGCCUUGUCUUCUCCCUCGUCUUCAACUUCCUGCACAACGGCAAAGCUGGCGGCGGAAUCUCAUGUUACCUUUCAGCCCACCCCGCUGUCUUUUUUCUCCCCUGCCUCGGAUGACGAUGAUGAAGACGGCGCUGAAAUGGAAAAGGUACAGUGGUCCCCCAUCAAGACAUCUAGUCACAGGCAAAGGGUCGUCCUGGCCAAAGAACGCCUGUACGUCAACAAGAAGCACAACUGCUUCCUGCACUGUGACUACCCUUCCGAGUGCCGGCAUAUGAUCUUUGAGGCUUAUGAACAGGGAAGGGUAACGUUGACUCGAGACAACGAAAAUGGUUACAGGUGGGAGGCUGUUGAUCCGGGUCCCGAGCCCGAGAAGCAAGACACCGAUAUGGUAAUGACGUUGUUCUGA